Exophiala aquamarina CBS 119918 is the source of this 1605-nucleotide messenger RNA. RefSeq lists its product as uncharacterized. NCBI's taxonomy places the organism in Eukaryota, Fungi, Ascomycota, Eurotiomycetes, Chaetothyriales, Herpotrichiellaceae. The transcript is spliced from 4 exons. The coding region runs from base 1 to 1605 and encodes 534 amino acids. The record is from RefSeq and is a predicted model, not a curated record. Gene Ontology annotation, molecular function: protein binding.
AUGGUCAAAGAUUGGUCUUCUCUCCAAGAGGACAUUAAGAUGCUGUACCACGUCGAGGGACAGCCCUUGAAAGAGGUGAUGCGUAUUAUUAAAGGACGUCACGGAUUCCACGCCUCCGAGCGAUCAUAUCGAACUCAGCUCCAAAAAUGGGGAUAUCUGAAAUAUAGUACCGACUCUCACCCCAAACCGAUCUCCACGGCUCAGAAAGUCAGAUCAAAAAGGCGCGCAAGUGUUCGAAGCACCAACCAGAUUCCUCCAACGUCUUCUUCUGAUGGCGUCAGCAGAUCGGCCACCUUUCAACCACAUCUGCCAUCCUUCUCUAUCCUUGGCCAUGACCCCACGGACGGGCUGUAUUACAAUGCAGGGUUGGCAACUGCAUUUCAUUCUUCCGAGGGCGCUUAUCUCGGCAUAAAUGCCAGUAUGCCGCUAGGAUCCACACACGUCCCGCUCCAUUAUGGGUUUGGCCUAGAUGAACAAGACAGCAAUGGUAAAACCCAGCUCCAUCGUGCUACCAUUGACAAAUCCCUGGACCAGGUUAGAACCAUCCUGUUUGCUGGGGCAUCGGUUGAUAUCCGGGAUCACAGUGGCCACCAAGCUCUCCACUACGCUGCAAUUGCAGAUGACUUGGAAAUCUUCAAACUAUUGCUCCAAUUUGGUGCCGAUGUAAAUGCAGAAAGCGAUUCGGUCGUAGAUGCGCUUUUGGCUUAUACGUCGGACAUGAAUCUCGCAAACAAGGCUGGGUCCACCCCAUUCCACAAAGCUGUGGACCAGGAAUACGACGCUCCCACAUUGAAAUACCUUGCGCGAGUCCUUGAUCUCGGUGCCGACAUCAAUCACGCUCUGCCGGAUGGAAGAUUGCCCAUGCAGGUUUUCUUGGCCAGGACAGUAUCCUUGCCGGUUGAACUAAACAUUCACAUGAAUGAUGUCCUUAAAAGAUUCUUAGCCAAGGGGCCUGAUCCGCUCACCUCGUUUUCCAACGGGGUCCCUAUAUUUAUACGACUCGGGGAAAAUCAGCUCGGCGGAUUUGGGCGGUCUGGCGAAGGUAAAACUCUAAAAUCGCAAGGGGAGACCCCACUCCGCGUGUUAGUCAUGAAGAGGGUUUUGGGCACAACAAUGAAACCAUUUAUGGUGAGGAUGAUACAAAGAUUACUUUGUUCCGGCGCCGAUCCGCUGCUACAGGUCUUGACCGGUCGAUGCAUCUUCUACGAAUCAGCCUCGCAAAUCGAUAACGAGGCUGUUCGCUUAUUAAUCAUGACCGUCGCCGCAGAGCGAAAGGAGCCAUGGCCACAUCUACAGUGCAUACAUGUCCACGAGCGGGCUUGGUGGGAAGACUGGAGACUAGCGAUGCAAGCGGACUAUUGGACUGAGGCAGAAACUCCUGCCGCUGACGAUGGUGGCGAACAGUUAAAUCUUGUCUUCACACGGAGCGCGAAGCGGAUGUUGGCAAACAAGCACCUGGAGAAGGCGAAGAAGAUGUCUUAUGAGGGAGGCUUGGACGAGCAGGAGACCCACAGAAAAUAUGUGGCAGGCAUUCUCCGAGAUUGCAGAUUGCAGAAGGUUGACAUUGACCUGAAAUAUUUUCACUAUCUCUUAGAACUGUGUUAA